Messenger RNA from Corvus hawaiiensis (hawaiian crow), 1880 nucleotides. Its product is annotated as keratin, type II cytoskeletal 6A-like. Bases 69 to 1682 code for a protein of 537 amino acids. Gene Ontology annotation, biological process: intermediate filament organization; keratinization. The record is from RefSeq and is a predicted model, not a curated record. The transcript is spliced from 9 exons. Gene Ontology annotation, molecular function: structural constituent of skin epidermis. Gene Ontology annotation, cellular component: keratin filament. Lineage: Eukaryota; Metazoa; Chordata; Aves; Passeriformes; Corvidae.
GAGCACAGCUUCACUUCCAGCCACUUCCUCUCAUUCCUUCAUUCCUUGGAUCACUCCUGGCAGCUGCCAUGUCCCGCCAGUGCACCGUGAGGAGCCAGGGCAGAACCGGCUUCAGCGCUGCUUCUGCCUUCAUCCCAAACACCAGCAGCUCCAGCCUCUGCCUGCGCCCUGCAUCCCAAGCUGGAAGCUGCGGUGCCACCACUGGCUAUGGAAGGUUCCCCGGAGGGUUUGGAAGCAGGAGCCUCCACAGCCUUGGUGGAUGCCAGAGGAUCUCCGUGGCUGGAAGAGGUGGUGGCUUCUAUGGACUUGCAGGUUUUGGUGCUGGCACUGGGAUCUCCUGUGGGUUUGGUGGGGCAGUUGCUGGUCCCUUUGGGUUUGGUGGUGGCCCUGGAUUCCCUGCUGUCCCAGUCGGGGGCAUCCAUGAAGUGUCAGUCAACCAGAGCCUUCUGAAGCCGCUCAGCCUGGAGAUUGACCCCAACAUCCAGAGUAUCCGUAAGGACGAGAAGGAUCAGAUUCAAAACCUCAACAAUAAAUUUGCCUCCUUCAUCGACAAGGUCCGAUUCCUUGAACAACAAAACAAGGUCCUGGAGACCAAGUGGGCCCUUCUGCAAGAGCAGGAGAACAAAACAGUGAGAAAGAACAUUGAGCCCCUUUUUGAGACCUACCUGAACAACCUCAGGAGGCACCUGAGCAGCCUAAUGACAGACAGGGAGAACCUGGAAGGGGAGCUGAGCAAGGUGCAGAGUCUCGCUGAGGACUUCAAGAACAAAUACGAAGAGGAGCUCAACAAGCGAGCGGCCGUCGAGAGCGAGUUCGUGACCCUGAAGAAGGAGGUGGACACUGCCUACCUGGACAAGACAGAGCUGCAGGCCAGGCUGGAUUCCCUCACGGAGGAGAUCGACUUCCUCAGAGCCCUCUACGAAGCUGAGCUGUCACAGAUGCAGACCCAGAUCUCCGACACCUCCGUCAUCCUGACCAUGGACAACAACCGGAGCCUGGACAUGGAGAGCGUCAUCGCCGAGGUGAAGGCGCAGUACGAGGACAUCGCCAACCGGAGCCGUGCCGAGGCUGAGUCCUGGUACCAGUCCAGGUACGAGGAGCUGCAGGCCACGGCUGGCAGGCACGGGGACGACCUCCGGAACACCAAGCAGGAGAUCUCGGAGCUCAAUCGCCACGUCCAGCGGCUCCGAUCCGAGAUCGACAGCGUGAAAAAACAGGUCACUGGGCUGCAGACGGCCAUCGCCGACGCGGAGCAGCGCGGGGAGAUGGCCCUCAAGGACGCCAGGGCCAAGCUGGAGGAACUGGAGACAGCCCUGCAGAAAGCCAAGGCUGACCUGGCCCGGCAGCUCCGGGAAUACCAGGAGCUCAUGAACGUCAAGCUGGCCCUGGACAUUGAGAUCGCGACCUACAGGAAGCUGCUGGAGGGCGAGGAGAGCAGGCUCUCUGGGGAAGGUGCUGGCUCAGUGAACAUCUCCAUGACCAGAACCACUUCAGGAAUGGGAUAUGGAAGCGGGAACUGCCUGACCUUCAGUGGCGGGGCUGGAGGUGGGGUCUGUGCUGGACUGGGAAUGGGCUCCAGCUCCGCAAGCGGACACGGCACGGAUGGCUCGUGCAUGGUCGGAGGGAGCAGCUCCAGCUUCAAGUCCAUCUCUACCAGCUCUUCCACCAGGAGAUGUUACUGAGGAGCUGACUCCAGGCCCCAGUGCCACCAGUGCUGAGGCUUCUCUUGGGUCCAGUCCUCACCCAGCUCCUUCAAAAGAUUUGGAAAUCAAACCCAUCUGUCAUUAUUUAUAGAAAAGAUGCUGUGCUCCCAUUUGUCCUUUGACCCUCCAGAUUCCUCAUUUCCCAGUGCUUGUCUAAUAAAAGGCACGUGGAAUUAA